This is a messenger RNA of Chaetomium fimeti, 1132 nucleotides long. RefSeq lists its product as uncharacterized. The transcript is spliced from 2 exons. The record is from RefSeq and is a predicted model, not a curated record. Lineage: Eukaryota; Fungi; Ascomycota; Sordariomycetes; Sordariales; Chaetomiaceae. Bases 176 to 1132 code for a protein of 318 amino acids.
UGUCAUUCUGCCUUCUGUUGGGAGGCCCCAUGCGGGGUAUCUAUACCUUGGGCAGGGAGGGUUGCGAGCACUUCUCGUUUUCGCUAGUGCCUAACAUCUUGGUUUCUUUCUGCAACGUCAAGCUUCGAGCCGGUCCCCGUUUCCCGUGGACCCGCACAACUAGGACACUAGAAACAUGGCCGGCCUAUACACCAUUCUCGACAAGCAACACCGCGACGUCUUGGACCGGGCCGUCCGAAACGUCCUCGGGACAGACCUGGCCCUGGAGACAUGUGCCCAGAUUGCGGACGGCCUGCCGCUGGCCAGGGUUGCCUGUGAUCGAUACAGACCCACGCGCUACGAGGACCACCCCAUCGCCGACCACACGUCGCUGUGUCCGGGUGCCGAGAGGGCUGCAUGGGAGUUCUUGUCCGAGUUCGCCCUUAGUAUGUUGAAUUUUGAUGACAAGUUGCUCCAGUCAUACCAGUCUAUGACACCCAGCCGUCGGGGAUUCUACUGUCGGCUCAUCGAACUCGUGACAGUUGCUGUUCACAAGAUCGCCGUCCUCCUAUUCAAGAAGCGUCUCCGGAUUCACGAUAAACAGCCCCAAAACGCAGCCUAUACCAUUAAGAUGGUGACGUCGUGGCAAUCGAAAGAGGAUAAAAACUUGAAGCUUCGACUCCACCCACCAGGUCGGACGAUGUUUGCGCACCUCUCGUAUGAUGCUAAACGGCAAUAUCCAAACGGCACCGCCGACAUGGUCGGGUACUGGGCCGAGAAUCGGAUCAUGGGUGGCGUGGUCGUCUUUGACCGAUCCCAGGUAUGGGCCAACGGGUAUAUGCCCGAGCCCAACGUGUAUCUCCACUCAGACCGAGCCGGAGUUACUAUCAGGGUUUGGCAACUGCUAGGCGAGCAACAAGAGGCCCUGGUCAACUUCCUCCUGUCCAUCGGCACUUGCCCCUUUCCGCUGUAUGCCUCCGAGAGGAACCUGGUGCGCUUCGACCCCGACAAAGCCACCUGGAACAAGGUGUACAGAGACAUUUGGGAGCGAGAACCACCACGCCACGUCCGAGGACGCGGCGGUGGAUUUAUGGGGUGUGUCCAGACGGAGCUGGACUACCCGAGGGUACGGGAAGCACGUCCGCGCUGGUAG